AUGAAUAGGUCUGAAAUAAAAAAAGAAGGAUGGAUUUUUGAAGAGGAUGGAUUUGAUGAGAAGGAUGGAUUUGAUGAGAAAGAUGAAUUUGAUGAGAAGGAUGGAUUUGAUGAGAAGGAUGGAUUUGAUGAGAAGAAUGGAUUUGAUGAGAAGGAUGGAUUGGAUGAGAAGGAUGGAUUUGAUGAGAAAGAUGGAUUUGAUGAGAAGGAUGGAUUUGAUGAGAAGGAUGGAUGUGAUGAGAAGGAUGGAUUUGAUGAGAAGGAUGGAUUUGAUGAGAAAGAUGAAUUUGAUGAGAAGGACGGAUUUGAUGAGAAGGAUGGAUUUGAUGAGAAGGAUGUAUUUGAUGAGAAAGAUGGAUUUGAUGAGAAGGAUGGAUUUGAUGAGAAGGACGGAUUUGAGGAGAAGGAUGGAUUUGAUGAGAAUGAUGGAUUUAAUGAGAAGGAUGGAUUGGAUGAGAAGGAUGGAUUUGAUGGUAUGGUCUAUGAAUGGUUGAAGAUGUAA
Molecule: messenger RNA, 501 nt
Organism: Eurytemora carolleeae
Lineage: Eukaryota; Metazoa; Arthropoda; Copepoda; Calanoida; Temoridae
Product: acidic leucine-rich nuclear phosphoprotein 32 family member B-like
Exons: 4
Coding region: 1-501 (166 amino acids)
Source: RefSeq, a predicted model, not a curated record